Messenger RNA from Archocentrus centrarchus (flier cichlid), 3267 nucleotides. RefSeq names its product acetyl-coenzyme A synthetase 2-like, mitochondrial. The transcript has 14 exons. The record is from RefSeq and is a predicted model, not a curated record. Lineage: Eukaryota; Metazoa; Chordata; Actinopteri; Cichliformes; Cichlidae. Gene Ontology annotation, molecular function: acetyl-CoA synthetase activity; AMP binding. Bases 149 to 2194 code for a protein of 681 amino acids. Gene Ontology annotation, cellular component: mitochondrion.
CUUCCUCUUUAAACUUUUCGGAGUUUCCAAGUUUUCACCUCUCGAAAAGCUCAGCUGUGUGGUUUCCAGAAUGUCUUAAUGACCCCGUCUGUGGCGCAAAUGGUUUGGGAACAUCUUUUGGUCAGCGCAGAGCACUUUCACUGACAAUAUGUGGCUGCUACGCGGGUGCACUUCGAAGUACGUCGCUUCUUCUUUCGGUCGUCGGGUUCUCACAACUUAUUAUCAUGUUUUGGGUCGAAGUCGGUGCAACAUCGCGGCGUUCAUGCCGGAGGCUGCUGGCUUUGAGGGAGUAUCGGGUCGCGCAGCGCUGCGGGAGUUGUCCGUCUCCAACAGUGACAGCUUCUGGGCCGCUGUGGCGCGGCACAGACUCAGCUGGAUCACUCCUUUCCACACGGUGCAGGACUGUGAUCUGAGCCGAGGCAAGAUCAAGUGGUUUGAAGGAGGAAAGUUGAAUGUGUCUGUGAACUGCUUGGACCGCCAUGUACACACCUGUCCUGAGCGGGUGGCCCUGAUCUGGGAGAGAGAUGAAAGGGGGUCAGAAAUGAAGUACACCUACAGAGAGUUGAUGGAGAUGACAUGUCAACUGGGCAACCUGUUGAGGCGGCAUGGUGUGAAGAAGGGGGACUGCGUCACCAUCUACAUGCCUACCUGCCCCCUGGCUGUGGCGUCCAUGUUGGCCUGUGCACGCAUUGGUGCUGCCCACAAUGUGGUGUUUGCGGGAUUCAGUGCAGAUGCCCUGGCGGAGCGAAUCAGAGAUGCUCAGUCCAGUACUGUCAUCACAGUGAACCAGGGUGUCAGGGGUGGUAAGGUCACAGAGCUGAAGAAGACCGUGGACACAGCAGUGCAGAGCUGUCCAACAGUGAAGCAGGUGUUUGUCGCUAUGAGAACAGAGACUCCAGUAACUAUGACAGCCAGGGACAUCGCCAUGGAUGAGGAGAUGCUAAAGGAAGAUGUUGUGUGUGAGCCAGCUGUCAUGAACAGUGAAGACGUCCUGUUCCUCCUUUACACAUCUGGCAGCACAGGGAAGCCCAAAGGUCUUGUCCACACUCAGGCUGGGUACUUGCUGUAUGCUGCACUUACACACAGGUAUGUCUUCAGCUACCAUGACGGUGAUGUAUUUGGCUGUGUGGCAGAUAUUGGCUGGAUAACAGGACACAGUUAUGUGGUCUAUGGGCCCCUGGCCAACGGGGCGACCACUGUGCUGUUUGAGAGUACUCCCAUUUACCCUGACCCAGGAAGAUACUGGGACAUGGUUGAGAGACUCAAGAUCAACCAGUUUUAUGGAGCUCCCACAGCAAUCCGCCUGCUGCUCAAGUAUGGAGAUAAAUGGGUGAACAAGUACGACCGGUCCACCCUCAAAACCCUCGGGUCUGUGGGGGAGCCGAUCAACACUGAAGCUUGGGAGUGGUACCACAGAGUGGUCGGAGGUGGACGUUGUCCUGUGGUGGACACCUGGUGGCAAACUGAGACAGGUGGCAUUUGCAUCGCUCCAAGGCCUUCAGACCCAGACGCAGAGAUUGUCCCAGGAAUGGCUAUGCGACCAUUUUUUGGCAUUAAGCCAGUGCUUAUGGACACUGAGGGCGAAGUGCUGACUUCCAACAACAUAUCUGGAGCUCUAUGUAUGGCUCAACCUUGGCCUGGUAUGGCCAGAACUAUUCAUAACAACCACCAAAGAUUCAUUGACACGUACUUCCAGCCUUAUCCUGGAUACUUUUUUACUGGUGACGGCGCCUAUCGGUCUGAGGAGGGGUACUACCAGAUCACUGGCCGCCUUGAUGAUGUCAUUAACGUGAGUGGUCACAGGAUUGGGACAGCGGAGAUAGAGGAUGUAGUGAACCAGUGUCCUGCAGUGGCUGAAUCUGCUGUCAUUGGCUAUGCACACAACAUCAAAGGACAAGGUGUAUACGUCUUUGUGGUGCUUAAAAAGGGCGUAGAUAUACAAGAGGCGGACUUGUCCAGGCAGCUAAACAGCAUGGUGUCUGAAAAGAUCGCUAAGUACGCUUGUCCAGACUUCAUCCAGUUUGCCAAGCGUCUGCCAAAAACCCGCUCGGGUAAGAUAAUGCGCCGGGUGCUGCGUAAAGUUGUGGAGAGCGACUUGGAGGGUUUGGGUGACCUCAGCACUCUGGAUGAUCCUGCAGCAGUUCAGGAGAUUAUUCAAGGUCACGAGAAGCUCUUAAGUAAACGUGGACCAUAAUGAUCUGUUUUCUGUAAACAUGCAUAUCUGAGAGGAGUGUAAAUGUGAUGCCUGCUUGCUGUACUCCAUUUUCAUUAACCAGACUUGUGCCUUUUGUAUGGAUAAUGAUUUUUAAUCACCAAAUUCUUUUUUGUAAAUAUGAAAAUUUUUAUGAAAUCAGAUAAGCUCUUUUGAAUGCUAUCUGCAAUCUACAGAUAUAUCAGUCCAAAAGAUCUUAAAAAGUUCCCACCUGACCCCCUCAGAAUUCCUCUGUAACUGUUGAAUAUUUAAUGUAGACAGGCAAAAUUUCACUUUUGAAUAUUUUACAAGAUAUAGGCCCUUGAAGUAGAAAGGAGUGGGUCCAAACAGGGCACUUUUAUAUUUUUUCCAGCAUUUUUGAACCCUCAUAAGAUGGCAAUAUGAAAUUUUCAGGGCUGAAAACACAUCAAACCUCAGUUUAAUAAAUGCAAACAAAUCAGUUUUACACACACUAAGUUUCACAAUCUGAAGGGAAAAUCUUGUUUUUGUUCAGCACAAAUUUUUAAAAUUUGAGCAUUAAUAUCAAGGGGGGGGGGGGAGCACAGUUUCAGUAGCAGAAUUGCACCAAAUUGUCUGACAGUAACAGAAAAAAAAUUAGUUGCUGAUGAUUGGCUGCAGAAAACGUCAAAAAUUGCACUUUAGGUUAAACUUAAAGGUUCAUAUCACCAUACAGGUCAAACAAGGUGCUGCAUAUAAAAGGUCUCCUUUAACCUACAUUUUGACACAAGGAUUAUUUUCUAGUCAUGAUUCCUUCUGGGUCAAAAUAAUUCUCUAUUGUCAUUUUUACAGUAGCUACCCCUGCAAUUAAGAAGGGAGGAGAUGCUGGUGAGGGCUCAUAAAUGCAAGAAAGAAUAAUUCAGAUAAAAGGCACAAAAUUUUGAUGUGCUUUGAGGAUUUGAAACUGCAGAUAUUAUAGUGUGAAGGUGUAAUUUUACAUGUCUUCAUUAAAUAAUUUAUUGGGGGGGGGGGGGGGUCCAGAUACUGAUGUACUACUUAGUAGGAAUUAAGUUGUUACACAGUAAUAACCUGUCAUUGUAAAUGUCGUACAUUAAGCU